UGUGGUGUUAGUCUGGUGUCGUUGUGCGGCUUUUAGGUAUUUAAAGUUGUGAAUAACACUUUACAAUAAUAAAUAUGGGACGUUGUUGCUACAUGGGCUGUCAGCACCGGUCCGGCGAGGCAACAAAAGCCUCGGGCGUAACAUUUCACUGUUUCCCACGAGAUCCUACGCUUCGAGAAGCUUGGGUUGAGGCCAUUGGGAGAACUGGAUGGACACCCAGCAAACACAGUGUAGUGUGCUCCAAGCACUUUCAGAACCGUGACAUGGACAGGACAUCGUUAGCACGGAUUCGAUUAAGACCUGGUGCGGUGCCCAUCGCUCAUCCUUCUGUGUCUGCUCCUGAGCUGCAGGUAGCACAGCUUUCAACAGCACCUGAGGCAGCACGUGAAGCAGAGCAUGAAAUGGAACUAGUCACAGCUCCUGGUGGAGCACAGGAGCAACUCCCAGCUCCAGCCAGAACACAGGAGGAACUCGCUCUAGAGGAAACCUGUGAGGGAGAACAUGAACAAGACUUAUUGUCCAGCUCCUGUGCAGAGAUGAGUGAUGAAAGCACGGGCUUUGACUGUAACCCGUUGCACAACCCAUUUACAGAGCUCGAAGAUGAGGACGUAUUAGGAUAUGUCCGAGCUGGACAUGCAUCACCUCAAGCUUCUUGUUCAAGCUUAAAUACCUCACUGGAAACCAGUGCCAUCACCUAUGCUCCCUAUGCUGCUGCCACAUCUAGCAGGAGGAUUUCACUGGAAGUAGGAUUGGGAGGCAUAGAGGAAGAGCACUCCAGCUUGUCCAUCUACGUAGCCCUCGCAAGCUACGACUGCAUGCUCACUGUCCAGGACAGCCAUGCUACUGAGGACACACCUGUUAAGGCGUUUUUGAAAAAGGAGGUGAAACGAGUGGCAUCGCUGCACACUGCCAGCAAAAAGAGGAUAAAGGCUCUCCAGCAGGCACAGCGACGCAUAAAGCAAAAAGUGGCACACCUCGAAGAUGUAAUAAAAGACUUGAGGUCCAAGAACAUACUACUGCAAGAAAAUGCAGACUGCUUCACUGAUACUUCCUGA
Ornithodoros turicata is the source of this 1055-nucleotide messenger RNA. RefSeq lists its product as uncharacterized. The transcript is spliced from 10 exons. The record is from RefSeq and is a predicted model, not a curated record. Lineage: Eukaryota; Metazoa; Arthropoda; Arachnida; Ixodida; Argasidae. The coding region runs from base 75 to 1055 and encodes 326 amino acids.